Molecule: messenger RNA, 1347 nt
Organism: Sardina pilchardus (European sardine)
Lineage: Eukaryota; Metazoa; Chordata; Actinopteri; Clupeiformes; Clupeidae
Product: opsin-5-like
Exons: 5
Coding region: 1-1347 (448 amino acids)
Biological process (GO): cellular response to light stimulus; visual perception; G protein-coupled receptor signaling pathway
Cellular component (GO): plasma membrane
Molecular function (GO): G protein-coupled photoreceptor activity
Source: RefSeq, a predicted model, not a curated record
AUGCAGUUGGGUGUAUUGGAGGAUGAGGUAUUGUUUCAGUCAACCAUCCCAGAGGCUGCAGAUAUGGGCAUGGCCAUUGUCUAUGCUAUAUUUGGUAUGUGCUCUGUGCUGGGGAACAGCAUGCUGCUCUAUGUCUCCUACAAGAAGAAGCAUCUACUCAAGCCAGCCGAGUUCUUCAUCAUCAACUUGGCCAUCAGUGAUCUGGGUCUGACUCUCUCCCUGUACCCCAUGGCUGUCCUCUCAAGUGUCUCUCACAGGUGGUUGUUUGGGCAAACGGCAUGCUUGAUCUACGCUUUCUGUGGCCUUCUGUUUGGAAUAUGCAGUCUGACCACGUUAACCUUGCUAAGUUUGGUGUGCUUUAUGAAAGUAUGCUAUCCUCUUUACGGUAACCGGUUUCAGCCGUCGCACGGACGCCUGCUGGUGGCGUGCGCCUGGCUCUACGCGCUGGGCUUCGCGGGCUGCCCGCUGGCCCACUGGGGCGAGUACGGCCCGGAGCCGUACGGCACGGCCUGCUGCAUCGACCUGCGCCUGUCCAACCUGCAGCCGGGCGCCCGCUCCUACAUGCUGGUGCUGUUCCUCGGCUGCUACGUGCUCCCCUGCGCCGUCAUGGUGGUGUCGUACGCCAGCAUCCUGCUGACCGUGCGCACCACCAAGAAGGCCAUGGAGCGCCACGUGCCCAAGAAGUCUCGCAUGGGCAACAUCCAGGCCAUCAUUGUCAAGCUCAGCGUGGCCGUGUGCAUCGGCUUCCUGUCGGCGUGGAGCCCCUACGCCGUGGUGUCCAUGUGGGCGGCGUUCGGCCACCUCGAGAGCAUCCCUCCGCUGGCCUUCGCCGUGCCCGCCAUGUUCGCCAAGUCCUCCACCAUCUACAACCCGCUGGUCUGCAUGCUGCUCCGGCCCAGCUUCCGCAGGGUCAUGUGCCGGGACCUGGGCCUGCUGCGGCGCGCCUGUCUGCUGGGCUGCGCCGGCUCGUCGCGCUCGCGCCCCCCCGCGGUGCCCUCCAAGUCGGCCCGCGGCUGCGGCUCCGUUGGCAUCCUGCCGGCGAGGAUGAAGUGCAACGUGUCGCCGCAGCAGCCUUUGAAGCCCAAGGGGAGCGUGUGCGGGUGCGGUGACGCGUACGAGUGCUUCCGGAACUACCCGAAGGCCUGUUGCGUGCACCUCAACCCCAAGGCAGCGCUUGUGCAUGGCCCCUCUCAGGAGAAGGUCGCACCCGUGACCUCCGACCUGGAAGUUCAAACCAAAAGGCUACCCGGCAGCAGAGUGGUUACUAGGCAAAGGACAGAAGACAUCGAUCAUUUGCAGUUCAACUUGGAGACUGUGCCAGGACAGGUGAAAGUGGCCUGGCCAUAA